GAGCUGGGCAAGGCGUUGCUGCAGCUCCGGGAGGCGAGGCUUGCCGUGGUGCAAGCUUCCAAGAAGCACUUGCAGGAGUUGGCGAAGCAGCUGCCGAAGACCGGCAAGCUGGAGUUGCGCUGGAUGCAGGACUUGCGGCACGUCGACGACCAACGCCUGGACGAAUUGCACAAGACUUUGUCCAAAGGCUUCGCUGAGGUUCAGUCGCUGAUAAGUGUGGCAGCCUUAGAGCUGCCAAGAGUCAUGAGGGCUCCGCCGGUCUGA
Molecule: messenger RNA, 264 nt
Organism: Symbiodinium necroappetens
Lineage: Eukaryota; Dinophyceae; Suessiales; Symbiodiniaceae
Source: the annotation of a GenBank genome assembly